Molecule: messenger RNA, 1526 nt
Organism: Lolium rigidum
Lineage: Eukaryota; Viridiplantae; Streptophyta; Magnoliopsida; Poales; Poaceae
Exons: 1
Coding region: 1-1236 (411 amino acids)
Molecular function (GO): protein binding
Source: RefSeq, a predicted model, not a curated record
AUGGACAUCCACGCCGCUCCACCGCCUUCCAUUCCGGCCUCCUCCGCAGACGCCGACGCCGACUGCGACGCGACCCUCCCGGUGGAUCUGCUGCUGGAGAUCGCCGCGCGCUCGGACGUCGUGAGCGUCGUCCGCUGCGCGGCAACCAACAAACCCCUCCGCCGCGCCAUCCUCGACCGCGGCUUCCGCCGCCUGCUCUCCCACCGCGCCGCCUCCACGGGCGGCUUCGACCCGGCCCUCCUCCGCGGCGUCUCCUACAGGCUCGAGGACAGCGAGGCGGCGCGCCCCGUGCGGGUGGUCCAGCCCAUCCCGUCGACCGAGCCCUCCCUCGUCCACUUCGACGAGCCCCUCGUCUUCGAGCCCGUGGCCUCGCGGGACGGCCUCGUCGUCCUCCGCCGCCUCCGCCCGCGCCCGCUCUUCGGGCAGUCCCUCGAGGAAGGCCCGCCCGGGAGCGUGCUCCGCGUCGUCAACAGCGUCACCGGCGAGACCUCCGUGCUCCCGUCCGUCUCCAUCCGCGACUACCGCAAGCACGCGCUCAUCAACGUCGAGGACCGCGGCCGCUCCUUCGAGCUGCUCGUCGCGGACGAGCGCCUGCGCACCCAGAUCUACUCCUCCCGGGACGGCGCGUGGAGCCCCGUGCGCCCCAUCCACCUCCACCGAGGCUCCCGCCCGUUCCACGACUCCUGCCCCUUGGUCAUCGGCCGAACCGUCCACUGGCUUUGCAACCCGGAACCGCUGCCCCCGGGGCGGCAUCUGUCGGGCCCGGAGCCCUACAUCGUCGCUAUGGAUGUCGACACCUUGCAGGCCACCGUGAUCGAUCUUCCGCGGGGCUGCACUAGCAGAAUGACGGCCUCCAUGAGCCACCGCGGGCUCCUCCUGGCCGCGACCGUCGACGGGAAGCUGUUGGUUGUCGUCUCCGAGACCCAGGUGAUCUCGAUGUGGACGCUGUCUCCCCCCACGGAGGAGGACCCAAGCCCGCCCGGCACUUGGAGGCGGCAGGUGCUGAUUGACAAGCAGGACUGGGGUGUGCACAGCUCGGUCCAGUUCGAGGGCUUCGGGCAGAGGAGCGGCACUGCUAUCCUCUACAUUGGUAGAGUUGGGCUCAUCCGGCUCAACGUUGCAACCAAGGAGGCGCACGUCGUGUUCUACCGCACCGAGACCGCCUACGUCUCGCAGGUUUGCCUGCAUGAGAUUAAUCUGCCCUCUCUGCUCCAAGCCAUGAAACCGCUGAGCUAGAAGAUGCUUAUGGAUAAGUUUCCAGAAUGUCUUUCGAUUCAGUUCUUGUUGUACUGUGUGUGUGCUUAGAGCAGCUGUUUUAGCUCUAAGCUGUCGUGGCGCUUGGCCAAUACUAGUUCUAAAAGGAAAUGGAGUCGCUGCUGAAUUUAGUAUAUGCUUUCAUAGUUUGUCGUUAUGCUGUUAUAGUGCUCGCUGCCAAUCCAUCCGUUCAUCCUGUAACAUAACAGUUUGCAUGUACCAUUAUGUAUUUCAGCCAGUUAUCAAAAUGGUAAUAAAAUCUGUUUACCGUA